Messenger RNA from Drosophila gunungcola (fruit fly), 2362 nucleotides. It is a transcript of the gene ZnT33D, whose product is annotated as proton-coupled zinc antiporter SLC30A2. Bases 150 to 2354 code for a protein of 734 amino acids. Gene Ontology annotation, molecular function: zinc ion transmembrane transporter activity. Gene Ontology annotation, cellular component: plasma membrane. The record is from RefSeq and is a predicted model, not a curated record. Gene Ontology annotation, biological process: response to zinc ion; zinc ion transmembrane transport. Lineage: Eukaryota; Metazoa; Arthropoda; Insecta; Diptera; Drosophilidae. The transcript is spliced from 2 exons.
CAAACAAAAACGACAAAUGGGUUAAGAGGUUGAAUUGAAAAAAAAACUUAAAGAGUUGUGCGAAAAUAAUAUUGUUACCCGAUUUUCUUAUCAAAAUGAACAAAUGAAAAUCAAAAAAAAAAAAAUUUGUAAAUUGAUAGAAACGAAAUAUGAGCAAGAAAUCACUGAAGGAACAAAAUGGUCAUUCAAAAGAUAAAGAUUCUGAGGAGGAAAAUGAAGAGGACUUGCAUGAGGCGAUAAAGGAAAUGGUCAAGACUCCCGAUAUAGACGAAAGUCCGGGGACGAGUAGACGUCGCUCCGAGUGGCAGGAUCGUCCAGAAGAAGGUAAACAUAGCAAAAUGUCAACCCGAAAAGUGAUACCAAAAGAGCAAGCCGAGCAGGGUUCGCAAACGGGUGAGAAUCGUGAAAAAGCUAAAUCAUCAAGGCCUGAACAAACAAAACUAGAAAGUGAAGAAAGUUGGGCUACUCUGCUCAUAAAAAGGUUUUCCUGGACAAAGGACUCAAAAACUGUAACCGUUCCGCCCGAAAGUGAUUUAGUUAAAAGGGACGAGGCAAAUCCUACUACAAACAUUCAAUUAAAGGAUGUCUCAGAAAAUAGAAAAAACUUUAAAAAGAAUGAAACGGCAAAUAUAAAAUCUUCGACAGAAAGUUCAAAUGAAAGUCUCGUACGAACAGAUCAUUAUGGUUUUUCACAAUCAAAAACUGGAGAAACAAAAUCCAAUCAAAAACAAAUAAGUGAUGGCGAAUCAGGGGAAGAAUCGGCUAAGUUUCUUGAGAAAUUGCGAAAAAUUGAGGAAGCCUCCAAGCCCAAAUCUUGGAGAAGACCAAAACCAAUUGUCAUACAACCCAAACAGGUUUCUGCCACCACUAAAAUGAAAGCGGAUGAAGUGGAGGCGAAGCCACAUCCGGAUAAUGAAGAAAAGCAUAAGUACAUAAAUAUUUUAAAUGUUCCAUUUUGUCGUAAUCUUAAUUAUGCAGCAGAAAAUGAGACGAUCAAUCAACCGACAUUCAAUCAAACACCUGAAGAUGUAGAUACGACGACAAUAGACCCUCAAACAAGACCACAAAAAACUGAAGAAAUGAACGCGGAAAUACCUGAAAAAAACAGUGCAGAAAAGACUUUAGAGAAUUCCGAGCAAAAAAAGCAUGCUAAUAGCGAUUCGCAAAGAACUCUCACAAUUACGGGGCACUCGCAUAUUACCACGAAAUGGCAAGACCACUGCCACUUCAAGAAAUCGCAACACACUGGAGUGGAUAAGCCCGCCAGACGCAAGCUUAUAAUCGCCUGCAUUCUGUGUUUCGUUUUCAUGAUUGUCGAGAUUGUCGGAGGCGUUGUUUCCAAUAGUCUGGCCAUCGCCACGGAUGCUGCCCAUUUGCUAACGGAUCUGGCCUCGUUCCUCAUCUCUCUGUUCGCCUUGUAUCUGGCUGGCAGGCCCUCGUCAGAGCGGCUCAACUUUGGAUGGUAUCGGGCGGAGGUCAUCGGAGCCAUGAUAUCCGUAUUUUUUAUCUGGGUAAUCACAGGCAUCCUUGUGUAUAUGGCCAUUAUGCGGUGGGUAAACCAAGAGUUCGAUCUGGAGGCCAAAAUUAUGCUGAUCACCUCGGCGUUGGCCAUAUUAUUUAACAUAAUAAUGGCAGUGCACUUAAGCCACGGGCACUCGCAUUUUACUCCGGGCAAGUUCAAGCGGUCAGAGGCAAUUGAGUCGCAGCAAGUGAAAGAAGCUGACUUGGGCUCUCAAAAGGGUCUCAUAUUGAUGGGAAGGUCGGUGUCUGCCCAAUUCCCCGUGAAGGUUGAACAAAAUAUCAAUGUGCGGGCGGCAUUGAUCCAUGUGAUAGGGGAUCUUAUUCAGAGCAUUGGGGUUUUUGUGGCCGCAUUGAUUAUAUACUUUGAGCCGAAAUGGGCGUUUAUGGACUCCGUGUGCACGUUCGUCUUCUCAGUGCUGGUUCUUGUAGUCACAUUCAAAAUAUUAAAGGACGUACUCAUGGUCCUGAUGGAGGCCACGCCGGACUACAUGGACUACGAGGAAGUGAAGCGAACAUUUCUCUCCAUUCCGGGUGUAGAGCAUGUCCAUAACCUGAGGAUUUGGGCCCUGUCCAUCAAUAAGAUUGCUUUGUCCGCCCAUUUGGCCAUCUCCAAGGACGCCGAUCCCCAGCUGAUCCUCGAGGAGGCCACCACCCUCAUACACAAGAGGUACAGAUUCUUCGAGUCCACCAUCCAGAUUGAGGAGUUUUCGCCGGAUAUGAAGAACUGCGAGCAGUGCUCGCGUCCUUCGGUUAAAACGGAAGAUCGAAGGCCAUCGGACUUGGAAGAAGGCGUAGGCGGUGGUGACCGGAAAAAGGAUCCGGAAAAUGGUUAAAAACUUAA